AAUUUAAUACGUGGAUUACUGCAUCCUAUAAAUCAUGUUUCACCAAUGAAAUUUUAAAUUUUAAAAAUCACAAAUACAUAAAACACAAAUCUAAAGCAAAAUCAUAAAGCAAAAAUCAAAUUUCAUCACUGUUUUUUGUUGUUUACUGAAGAGAGCAAAUUAUUUUGAAUUAUUGAAGAUUAAUAUUGCUAUUUUUAAGGUACUCAGGUAAAUGGAGAUCCCAAACAGAAUAUGUGGAUUAUAAAAGUGAAGGGAUUGUUGCUACUGAAUCAGCAAAUUAUUUGAGGUUGAUUUCGUUGAUUGCUGAUGAACUAAACAUUGACGAAACUUGAAAAAAUAUUGAUGUACGUUAUGUUGUUGACGGAAAUGAUUCACCUUUUCAUAUCUGUAAUGAUAAUAACGUAUGAUUGUAUGUCGAGUAGAAAAAAAUCAAUCGGCGUUCAUGAUGUAUCCGUUAUGUAUUUCAACAACAGAAAAAUGUGAAGACGACAAAUUGUUUGACAGGAAAACAGGAGUUGUGGUUUGCCUGGAGGGUGUUGAAUUUGAUGCUUUAACUUUAUCUGUUGCUGAGACACAAAAUGAGUAUGCUUUGUAUGUCCCGGAGGUUGAAGAUAACUUGAUAUAUGAUAGCAAGAGUAUUGAUGUAAAGGUGAAACAGAUGAAUAAGGAUAAAAAUACGCUUGUUUCAGUGAUGUCGAAAUAUAAGGUGACUAAUGGAUUCAAUGUUAGAGCAAAGCGAUCAGACAAAAAAAGCUCCAGUUAACUAUAAGAGAAGGCACACACCGAGGGACAUCAUUGAAGAAAUGAAAAUUGUAUAUGGUGUGGAUAUAAAUUAUAUGAAAGCAUGGAGUACGAAGGAGCGUGCCAUCGCUUUGCUUAGGGGCGGACCUGCGGAUGGUUAUAAACAGAUGCAGAGAUACAUUUAUAUGUUAAAAAAUGUAUAUCCUAAUUCACACGUUGCAAUGCACAAAUCAUGAGAUAAUCGAUUAAUGUAUUUGUUUAUAGCAUUGCAUCCCUUGAUAAGGGUUUUGAGUAUUGCAGACCUAUUGUUGCUGACUUUCAUCUCAGUAAGUACUC
This is a messenger RNA of Capsicum annuum, 1077 nucleotides long. RefSeq lists its product as uncharacterized. The transcript is spliced from 2 exons. NCBI's taxonomy places the organism in Eukaryota, Viridiplantae, Streptophyta, Magnoliopsida, Solanales, Solanaceae. The coding region runs from base 404 to 763 and encodes 119 amino acids. The record is from RefSeq and is a predicted model, not a curated record.